AUGCAGUCCAUCAAGCGCACCCUUCUCCUCCUUGGAGCCCUGCUGCCGGCAGCUCUCGCUGCUCCGGCCAGGGAACCUCACCCCUCUUCCAACAUCAUCCCUGGAAAGUACAUCAUCACUUUCAAGUCCGGCAUUGACACCGCCGCGAUUGAGUCUCACACCGCCUGGGCAUCCAACAUUCACAAGCGUAACCUGGAGCGUCGCGGCCUCGUUGGCGGGGAGUUCCCUGCUGGCAUCGAGAGGAAGUUCAAGAUUAAGGACUUCGCCGCCUAUGCUGGCUCCUUCGAUCCGGCUACCAUCGAGGAAAUCCGCAACAGCGAAGAUGUUGCUCAUGUCGAGGAAGACCAGAUCUGGUACCUUGAUGCUUUGACCACGCAGUCCGGUGCCCCUUGGGGUCUCGGCAGCAUCUCUCACAAGGGACAGGCUAGCACCAACUAUGUCUAUGACACCAGCGCCGGUGCUGGCACCUAUGCUUACGUCGUUGACUCUGGCAUCAACGUUGACCACAUUGAGUUCCAGGGCCGCGCUACCAAGGCCUACAACGCCGUUGGCGGUGACCACGUCGAUACCCUUGGUCACGGAACCCAUGUUGCCGGUACCAUUGGCGGCAAGACCUAUGGUGUGGCUAAGCAGACCAACCUUCUGUCUGUCAAGGUCUUCGAGGGCAGAACCGGUAGUACCUCGGUCAUUCUGGAUGGCUUCAACUGGGCUGCCAACGACAUUGUGAGCAAGGGCCGCAAGGGCAAGGCUGCGAUCAACAUGAGUCUGGGUGGCGGUUACUCUUACGCCUUCAACAACGCUGUCGAGAGUGCCUAUGAGCAGGGUGUUCUCUCUGUUGUUGCCGCCGGUAACGAGGGUGUCGACGCUUCUAAUAGCAGCCCUGCUUCCGCUCCUAACGCUCUGACCGUCGGUGCGACCAACAAGAGCAAUGCCCGCGCCUCCUUUUCCAACUAUGGCAAGGUCUUGGACAUCUUCGCCCCUGGCCAGGAUAUCCUGUCCGCCUGGAUCGGCUCCACCACUGCUACCAACACCAUCUCCGGUACUUCCAUGGCUACUCCCCACGUUGUUGGCCUUGCCGUCUACCUCAUGGGGCUUGAGGGUGUCUCUGGUCCUGCUGCCGUGACUCAGCGUAUUCUCCAGCUGGCCACCUCUGGCGUCAUUUCCGAUGUUAAGGGAAGCCCCAACAAGCUCGCCUACAACGGUGCUGCUUAA
This is a messenger RNA of Aspergillus clavatus NRRL 1, 1212 nucleotides long. Its product is annotated as S8 family peptidase. The record is from RefSeq and is a predicted model, not a curated record. Lineage: Eukaryota; Fungi; Ascomycota; Eurotiomycetes; Eurotiales; Aspergillaceae. Gene Ontology annotation, biological process: proteolysis. Bases 1 to 1212 code for a protein of 403 amino acids. Gene Ontology annotation, molecular function: serine-type endopeptidase activity. The transcript is spliced from 4 exons.